This is a messenger RNA of Schistosoma turkestanicum, 3682 nucleotides long. The record is from the annotation of a GenBank genome assembly. Lineage: Eukaryota; Metazoa; Platyhelminthes; Trematoda; Strigeidida; Schistosomatidae.
GUUUGUUAUUUGUGUACUGGCAAUCCAAAAGCAGAAUAAUAUUUUAUGACACAAAACCGCCCAUAUUUAAAUUAUGAUGUACAUCCAGGAAGAUAUACUUGCAUUUCGACAUUCUGUCGAACUCCUCUCCUAGGAGAAGAAUAUCUUGAUGUGAUAGUUGAUGAUGUUCUAGUGGUUGAACGUCGACCACCAAACGCUACAGCACCAGGAUCCUUUUUAUAUGGACUUAAUGAAAGAACAAAACAGAAGGGAUAUUUUCCGGCAUGUUGUGUAGAUAUACGCAAAUUCGAAUCGUUUCAUCUGAGAAGUAAAAGCACUGACCGAAUUACUCCUGCUCACUCUUCACCGAAUUCACAGCUCCUUAAAGCUACAAAUGUUGGUUCACAGAACCUACAACCAACCUUACAACCAGCUAAACCUGCAAGAUAUAAACGUUUACUUGAUAUAUCCUCCUCAUGUUCGUUACCCGGUUUACCACUUGAUUCAUCUUCUUCUCGAUCAUGUACAAAUUUGUCUAUUUCUUCUCAAGAUAUUUUACCUCAUGAAAUUCGAAAGUGUAAUGUAUCUGUAUCAACAUUAUCAUACGGAUAUCAUCGAUUCGUCAGUGUUUCUGUCAGUUAUCCACAAAUGUGUAGUUUAUGUAACGAUUAUAUAGUGACGCCGCGAUGUAACGCUAGUAGGUGUUUUACUUGCAAGUCUCUAUUUCAUCUUGUUUGCGCUGAAUACUCAAAAAGAUUUGGUGUAUCUCCUUGUCAGUGUCCAGUAAAUGAUGAUUCGACUGUUAAGUCAGAGAAAUUGACUAAUUCGUCCACAUGUAGUGCCUUCUCAUUAUUGUCGUCCUCUAUUUCGACCACUGAGCAGCCACUGGUUUCUUGGAAUUGUACGCAAGUGGCCCAUUGGUUAGCUGUUGUUGGUCUCGGUCGAUUUGUUCGACUAUUCAUCAAAUUUAAUUUAGAUGGCAAUUUUCUUUCAGAAGUCACUAAUGAUUCACCUCAUUUGCGUAGAGUAGCUGAUCCAUUUGCUCGUGAAGCAUUAGAAAGAGCAAUACUGACUCUACAAGGUAAAAAACCCACUCCUGGAGAAAAUAUUAGCAUAUUCGCGAAGUUGGACAUCAAUGAAAAAUGUCCAGGAAAAAGUAGCAGUUCUCGAGAGCACGAUUUCAAGCUCACUACUUUUUACCAAAUGGUCUCUUGUAUAGUGUGCAAUAUUCCUUUAUUAGGUUUUAAUCAUCAGGGAUUUCAGUGUAAAAAGUGUGGCGCUAUUUGUCAUCGCAUCUGUAAAGCUUUAGAAUAUUUUUCAAAUUGUCCUGAAGUGUUUCAUGCAACUGAAGUAUCCAAUCUGGAUAAUCGUGUCACUGGUUGUGAAACGAAUGAAUUCCCCUCUUCAUUGUUUCCUUAUGUCAGUGAAUACUUUGGUGUUAGGUUGGAAGAACAAAAAUUGGAUUCUAAUCUAAAAGUCCCUGUAUUCUUAACUACAUGUACUGAUCAAAUAGAAAAACUAGCUACUGAAAGUUUUAUAACUGCCAGUAAUAAUCCGUGUAUUCAACCUACUGAUAUGGCUAUGGUUUAUCAACAAUCAGCUUCAACGUAUACUCUACAAGAACUUCAUGAUACAUUUGCUCAUUGUUUACCGUUACCUGAUAUAGAACAGUCAUCUAUUCAUCCGUUAGACAUUGUGCGUUUCGCUCAAUUAAUGAAAGCUUUUCUUCGUGAUCUACCGGUAGGUGUGAUACCGGAAGAAUACUACUUGGAUUUCUGUAAUUUGGCAAAUAUAAGAGGUAUAAAUGAGAAAGAAAAAGCCGUUCAUACAUUUCUUGAAAGUCUUCCUGAACUUCAUCGGCGAUGUUUGAUUCAUAUUUUCAACCAUUUAGGCUUCGUACUGAACCAUCAAAAUAAGUUAAGGUCUUAUUUGUCGGACUCAUUGUCUAUCAAUAUGAGCCGAUCGAGUUCGUUCUCUGAGUCCAGUAUAAAUGUAUUGAAUAAAGCUACUCCUUGGUUGAUGGUUUUUAGACAGAUACUUGUUCGACCACCAUGGCACCUUAUCACUGACAUAGCUAUGGCUAUGGAUACACAUAUGCGCGCUUUAGAGGUUCUCUUUUCAAAGUUUGCUAAUCUUGACAACGGAGAAUCAGAAUAUCUACCUGGAAUCGAAAAUCCCGAAGCACAUUCUAAUGUAAAAGAUGAAAAUUUUCAGAGAAAUAUUUCCAGAUAUCAGGAUGGUGAACAUACAUCUUCUGGAUCCAUUUCAUCAUAUCCUACUAAUACAAUUGCACCAACUGUUCAUACUCCACCUAGUCCUACUUCUAUUGCUGCUAAUAAAAAAGAUUUAGAGAACCAAGAAUGGUAUUGGGGUGAUAUAACACAAGAAGAAGUACAUGAACUGAUGACAGAUCUUCAAGAUGGAUACUAUCUUGUCCGUGAUGCUUCUGGGAGUUCGUCUGCUGCAUUCACUUUGGUAGUCAGAUGGCGCGGUUUAAAUAAGUUGAAUCGAAUCUAUCAUCGUGGUGACUAUUUUGGAUUCACUGAUCCGCCAUAUCCAAAUUUUCGCCUCGUUUCUGAACUUGUUGAAUUUUGUCGUGUUCAUCCAAUAACUUUGACUAGUUAUAGUAAUUUACGAUUAGUUUGGCCGGUAUCACGUCGUCAUAAACGUUUUCAUGGCAAAAUUGACAGCUUAUUCGAUAAUAAUAUCUCUAACGAAAUCAAAAGCAAUACAGAUGGAGUGUUCGCAUGUUUUCUAACUGAAUCACAAUUAAACAAUGAGCUGAAAACUAAAGCUGCUGAAAUUAAUCAACUAGAUAAACUAAUUACCGAUUUACAGCAACAGUCAAAAAAUGCAAUUGAUUUGAAAGAGCAAGGUGUUCGUCUUAUAAAAGGGUAUCAGAAUAUCCGUAAAUGGUUACAGACUUCAUUGAGUCAGUUAGAUGAUUAUUCUUAUCCAAGUGAAAAGUUAAAAAUUUCACCUCAAAUUGAAAUGUUAAAAAAAGAAAUAGAAGAAACAGAAAAGCAGAUCAAGAUUAGCAAGGAAGAAGUUAAUAAUCAAUCUAAAAACGCUCGAAUAAUAUGUGAAAAUUAUGCAAAUGCACUUUUUCGUCAGCGUAAAUUGAGAAGACAAGCUCACGAAAUACGUCGAGCAUUAAAAGAUCGAGGAUUCAAAGAAGAAUCUUUAUCAUCUUCCAGUUCUUCAUUGUGUGAUGAGAUCAUUUCUUCGGGGAAACAAUCGAUUGAUAAUCAAAUUAUUACUAUGCCGAAAUAUUCGCGUGAUAAUGUCGAUAUACCAGAUGAAAUACAUGAUCGUCGAUAUUGGUUCCUCACAGAUGUUAACAGAGAAAAGGUAGAGGAGUUAUUGAAGGAUAAACCUGCUGGAACGUUUGUUGUCAGACCUUCAGCUGCCGGUGAUAAACUAGCAUUGGGUAUAAGAUUAGAACAAUCUAUUCAGCAUUGUUUGAUUCAUUGUGUGAAUGGAAAGUAUGGAUUUGUUGAAAAUUCUUGUACAUUUGAAACACUGGAAGCUUUAAUCUGUUAUUAUCAUGUGGAGAAUUUGAAACGUUACAAUAAUCUACUCGAUAUAACUUUAAAGUAUCCGAUUAGAUUACAUUUGGAUGAGUGAGAACUAUCAGUCGUGUACUUACCUAAUUUCGCGACCCUGUUUUGUUCUGUUGAUCUAUAUAUAUAUAUAUAUAUAU